CGUUGUGAGAACAGUCGGACGUUGGAUUUUGAAUUUGUCAUUUAGUGAUAAUGUCGCUAAACGGGUUAUUUAGUAAUAAUUACGGGUUGCGAACUGGUAACGGGUCACAGAAUGGAAACGGGUCACAAAAUGGAAAUGGAAUUCAAAAUGGAAACGGGGUGCACUCCACGAAUGGGGUAAACGGCUUCGAACCAAAUAUCAUAAAUCCCAGAGACACAAGAAUGGCGACUCUAGACCAGCUUUUCCAGACGGUUCAGCCCAAGACUGACAAUACUGGCAACAAGGUGACAGUAGUCGGCACUGGACAAGUCGGCAUGGCUGCUGUCUUUUCACUUCUCACUCAGGGUGUGACCAACAACAUCUGUCUGAUUGACAUGAUGGAAGACAAACUGAAGGGCGAGAUGAUGGAUCUGCAGCAUGGAUCGGCCUUCAUGAAGAAUGCCAAGAUACAGGCGAGCACGGACUAUGCGAUCUCGGCUGGUUCCAAGAUCUGUGUGGUGACAGCCGGCGUGAGGCAGAGGGAAGGAGAGAGCAGACUCGACCUGGUGCAGAGAAACACGGACGUACUCAAGCAGGUUAUACCUAAGCUGGUGAAAUACAGUCCGGACACGAUACUGCUAAUCGCCAGCAACCCUGUGGACAUCCUGACAUACGUGACAUGGAAGAUCAGUGGUCUGCCCAAGCACCGCGUUAUCGGUUCUGGUACCAACCUGGACUCGGCGAGGUUUAGGUACCUCUUGAGCGAGCGACUGGCAGUCGCCUCGACAUCCUGCCACGGGUACAUCAUUGGCGAGCACGGAGAUAGUAGUGUCCCCGUCUGGUCUGGCGUGAACGUAGCCGGGGUGCGCCUGAGUGAUAUCAACCCGAAAAUCGGUUCUGACACCGACCCUGAGAAGUGGAAGUCUCUUCACCAGGAGGUGGUGAACAGCGCGUACGAGGUUAUCAAGCUGAAGGGCUACACGUCGUGGGCUAUUGGACUAUCCUUAGCUCAGCUGUGCCACGCAAUCAUCAGCAAUGCCUUCAGUGUGCAUCCGGUCUCUACUUAUUUGAAGGGCGAGCAAGGCGUCACCGACGAGGUGUUCCUGUCGCUGCCCUGCGUGUUGGGUCACAACGGCGUCUGCGAUAUUAUCAGACAACCGCUCACCGAACACGAGAAGCAGCAGCUGCAUAAGUCCGCCAAGAUCAUGGCUAGCGUCCAAAACGGCAUUAAGUUUUAACUUUUCUACUCAGGAAACAAUUUACAACAGCAAGAGGCAUUUGCAUCAAAUGAAUUGCCUUAUAUCUGCUGUCUG
This is a messenger RNA of Aricia agestis (brown argus), 1292 nucleotides long. RefSeq names its product L-lactate dehydrogenase (gene Ldh). The record is from RefSeq and is a predicted model, not a curated record. Gene Ontology annotation, biological process: carboxylic acid metabolic process. Gene Ontology annotation, cellular component: cytoplasm. Gene Ontology annotation, molecular function: L-lactate dehydrogenase (NAD+) activity. The transcript has 7 exons. NCBI's taxonomy places the organism in Eukaryota, Metazoa, Arthropoda, Insecta, Lepidoptera, Lycaenidae. Bases 51 to 1217 code for a protein of 388 amino acids.